Molecule: messenger RNA, 5084 nt
Organism: Xenopus laevis (African clawed frog)
Lineage: Eukaryota; Metazoa; Chordata; Amphibia; Anura; Pipidae
Exons: 3
Coding region: 509-3790 (1093 amino acids)
Source: RefSeq, a predicted model, not a curated record
UUUGAGUGAUACGUUUCUGCCCAAAGAGGUUUCAGACUUAGGUGGGGUUACAUCUUGACAAAGCCACAGAAUGAGUUCAUCAUGGCCACUAUCCCUCCCCAUGUGAUGUUCCAACCUGAACAGGAUAACAAUUAAGGGAUGAAUCUUGAGGAGAGGAGUUUUUUUUUUGCCUUCUUUGACUUCUCAUACAUUUCCUUUGGAAGCUUUACAAACUCAAGUUGAGGAUUUUCACUUGGCUCCACUGAUUUUGUCUUCCAACCUUCCCAAAAUAUGACAACAUAUUUUUGGCUAAGAUUAUGGGGACGCCCCCAAAAAAUCCUUAUGUCCCAUAUACAGGUGAUAUAAGUAACAAGGGUUGAUGCUGCUGGGAUGUAUAGUGUUAAAGAUAAAAACAUUGUGUUUAUUGUGUUAACAGAAAGUCCAAGAGAUAAACCUGCCACACCCUUUGUAUCUAUAAGGAUAAAACUGGGAGAAAGAACUUUGAGUUUUGUUUGUGUUCUUGCUUUCAAUGAUGGCGGCUGCUAAUUUGAGAGAUGAGCUGAACUGCUCCAUCUGCCUGAGCAUUUAUACUGACCCCGUAACUCUGCCGUGUGGCCAUAACUUCUGCCGGGUCUGUAUUGGGAAGCUGCUGGGUAGCCAUGAGGGAUCUGGGGCUUAUUCCUGCCCCGAAUGCAGAGCAGAGUAUCAGGAGUGCCCUUCCCUGCACAAGAACAGAACUCUGGGGAACAUUGCAGAGCAAUAUCUUUCUACUCACCCAGAGCAGAAUGGGACUGGGAUCUACUGUACUUACUGUAUUCACUCUCCUGUACCUGCUGCUAAAUCCUGUCCACUUUGUGAGGCUUUUCUGUGUGAUGACCACCUGAAGGUACACAGCAAGUCAGCAGAACAUGUCCUGAUGGAACCCACCACUUCUAUGAGGAACAGAAAAUGUUCUGCACAUCACAAGGUUCUGGAGUAUUACUGUUGUGAGGACUCUGUCUCUAUCUGUGUGUCCUGCUGGGUGGCUGGAGAGCACAGGGGCCACAGAGUGGAGCUGCUGAGUGAGGCCUCUGAGAAGAAGAAAGAGAAAUUGAGGAAUGUUCUGGAGAAAUUGGGUCCAGAGAGAGAGGAGAAUGAGAGAGAAGUCCAGAGGCUACAGGAGCUCAAGAGAGAAGUUGAAGAAAAAUCAGCUGGUGAGACAGAGAAAGUCACUGCCCUGUUUAGGGGCAUAAGAGAACAACUGGAAGUCCUAGAAAAGCAACUCCAGAGUGACAUCUCCAGGCAGAAAAAGGAACUUUCCCUCUACUUCUGGGAUCUGAUGGAACAGCUGGAAAUAAAGAAGGACGAGCUGUCCAGGAAGAUCCGUCACAUUGAGGAGCUGUGCAACAUGGCAGAUCCACUCACUGUCCUACAGGAACGGGAAUCACAUGGAGCUGCAGAUAAUGAGGGGGGCAGAGAUGAUAUAAAGGUCCCUGCUGUAGGGGAUCUGGAUGUGGAUCUGAUCUCAGAGACAUUACUCACAGGCUUAGCUGCCAUUGUGACUGGGGUAAAGGGAAGGAUCUAUGGGCAGGAGGCUACAGACCUGUUACUGGAUAUAAACACGGCUGGGGAUCAUGUAUCUGUAUCAGGGGACAGGAAAUCUGCUUCCUACUCACGUACAGACCAGCGUCGGCCACAAACCCCAGAGAGAUUUCAAGUUCCUCAGGCUUUAAGCACCAGGGGUUUCUCCUCAGGGCAACAUUACUGGGAAGUGGAGGUCAGUGAAUUAGGUUACUGGAGGUUAGGGGUGACCUAUUCCAAUGUAGAGAGGGGUGGGGGUCAGUCUUGGAUUGGGAAUAAUAACAUGUCCUGGUGUUUGUACAGAUGGGGAAGCAGCUAUUUAGUGAUACAUGAUAGGAAUGAAACCAAGUUGCCCCACGGCCCUUCCUGCAGGAGAAUCAGGAUCUCAUUGGACUAUGAGGCCGGACGUCUGUCCUUUUAUGAGCUGAGUGAGCCAAUCAGACACUUACACACCUUCACUGCCACAUUCACUGAGCCCCUCCAUGCUGCCUUCUUGGCAUUGGAUUCCUGGGUUAGAAUCAUGAGUUAUGGCAUCGCUGACUCCCCAACAGAGAAUGCUAUUCCCAGAGGUGCCCUUAGCCCAGGGAUUCCAGGAAAGGAAGGGAGUACCGGGGGCUUGUUUAAGAUGAACAAGAGAAGAGGACAAUAUACCCUCAUCACUCUCCACUUUAUGUUUCCAGCCCUCUCCAUCUGCAGCAUGGUGAUGGCGGCCGCUGAUCUGAGAGACGAGCUGAGCUGCUCCAUCUGCCUGAGCAUUUAUACUGAUCCAGUAAUGAUGCCGUGUGGCCAUAACUUCUGCCGGGGCUGUAUUGAGAGGGUGCUGGGCACCCAGGAGGGAUCUGGGGCUUAUUCCUGCCCUGAAUGCAGAGCAGAGUAUGAGGAGCGCCCUGCCCUGCCCAGGAACAGAACUCUGGGUAACAUAGCAGAGCGAUUCCUUUCUAGUCACCCAGAGCAUGAUGGGACUGGGAUCUACUGUACUUACUGUAUUCACUCUCCUGUACCUGCUGCUAAAUCCUGUCUGAACUGUGAGGCUUCUCUGUGUGACGAUCAUGUGAGGGUGCACAGCAAGUCAGCAGAACACAUCUUAACGGAACCCACCAGUUUUGUGGGGAACAGAAAAUGCUCUACACAUGACAAGGUUCUGGAGUAUUACUGCUGGGAGGAGUCUGUCUGUGUCUGUGUGUCCUGCUGUCUGGCCGGUGAGCACAGGGGCCACAGGGUGCUGAGUGAGGCCUCUGAGAAGAAGAAAGAGACACUGAGGCAUGUUCUGGAGAACCUGAGUCCACAGAUAGAGGAGAAUGAGAAACGAAUCCUAAGGCUGCAGGAGCUCAGGAGAGAUGUGGAAGGAAAAGCAGCCGGUGACACAGAGACAGUCACUGCCCUGUUUAGAGACAUCAAGGAGUGGUGGGAAGUCCUAGAGAAGAGACUCCUGAGUAAGAUUUCCAAGCAGAAAGAGGAGCAUUCUCUCCAACUCUCAGAUCUAAUGCAGAAGCUGGAAAUAAAGAAGGACGAGCUGCCCAGGAAGAUCCAUCAAAUUGAGGAGCUGUGCAACAUGGCAGAUCCACUCACUGUCCUACAGGAAUCCGAUAGAGUUGCUGAUGGAUAUUAUAUAAAUGUCCCUGCUGUAGGGGAUCUGGAUGUGGAUCAGGUCUCAGAGACAUUACUCACAGGCUUAGCUGAGUUUUCUACUUGGAUAAAGGGAAGGAUCUAUGGAGAGAAGGUUGCAGACCUGUUAUUGGAUAUAAAGACGACUGGGUAUAAAAUAUCUGUAUCAGGGGACAAAAAAACUGCUUUGUACUCAAAAACUGAACAACGUUACUCACACACCCCAGAGAGAUUUCAGGAUGCUGCUCAGGUUUUAAGCACGAAGAGCUUUUCCUCAGGGCGACAUUACUGGGAAGUGGAGGGCAGUGAAAUGGGGGACUGGGAGGUAGGGGUGGCCUAUACCAGUAUAGAGAGGAGAGGGGAUCAAACUGGCAUUGGGAGUAAUAACAAGUCCUGGAGUUUGUGCAGAUGGGGAUAUAAUUGCUCGAAGAGACACGACGGUAAUGAAACCAAGUUAGAUUAUGUGACUCUUUGUAGAAGAAUCAGGAUCUCAUUGGACUAUGAGGCGGGACGUCUGUCCUUUUAUGAGCUGAGUGAGCCAAUCAGACACUUACACACCUUCACUGCCACAUUCACUGAGCCCCUUCAUGCUGCAUUUCAUAUAUUUGGCUGGGGUGGUAAUGCCUCGAUAAGAAUCAUUAGUUAGGGCACUGGUCCCUUAUAUGAGGAAAGGCUAUGCCCUGAGUUCCCCUUCAGUCUUUUAUACCAGGAAAGAAGAAGUGCUGGCGCCAUAUUUAUGAUCGAGAAGCCAUUUUAAUUAAUCGCCUGUAAAUUCCAUUUAUUUGUUCACAAGUUUGCCUUCAGUUCCUUCUGCCUGAACAAGAAUCUGUUAGUCCUCCUUCGGAUCCUUCAGUUCUUUCCCCUUUAUCUGUUGGUACCAGUCUCCCUCCCCUCUCAGCUAAAGAUGUCCCCAUUCCCCCAAGAUUCAGCUUUUUGUGUUAUAAUGAAGGUCAGGGAUGGCAAAGUCUCUUGAAAGCAUAAAUCUGGUGCUGUUAAUUAAAAGAGAAGGUGAUUAUUAAUGGAGAAUACGCCACAAGGUACUUUAUUAAGAAGUGGUGAUAGAUUAGGGCUAGAAAAUGGGGGGAGUGCUGAAAAAUGUCCACAACAGUAACAGAGACAUCAUUUUCCAUAUUAUUGAUUCAUUUUACUAUAUUCGUAUGAUACAAACAUAUCAAUAGCAUAUUAGCUGAAAAUCAAAGCUGUAGACACAAUUUAUAACUUAUUACUUGAAAUUUGAAUAUAUGCAAAUUAUCUUACGCACAUUAACUAAAUAUAUUUAUGGUAUUCCUCAUUAAAAAUGUGACAAUAUCAUUAUGCUUUAUUGUUAGCCAUCUCAGCUGCCUGAACUCAAAUGUUAAUUGUUUCUUCUAAAAAAAAAAAAUUAUUAAAAAAAAAAGUCGCCAUAUGUUAAUGAGGGCAAGAAGGUGACUGCAUUUUCGAUCUUUUAUUAAUGUUUUAAAGUGCUUUUUUUUUAAUUUAGAUUUUUAUUGUUUUGGUUUUGAAAUUUUUUUUACAGUAUUUCUUAUCACAAAAUAUGACAUGAAAAGAAUAAAAUAAAAGUUACGGUUCAAUGCACAGAAUAUAACAAAGGAAGGGAACUCCUUAUAUAUCAUGUUUUUGUAGAAUAUGAAUAUUAUUUAACAAAGUCUUUCCAAUCUCACCAAAGCUUCCCGUAUGUAACAUUUUAAUAACGCAAACGGGAAGCUCGGCUUUGAUUGGCUGCCAGAUCUUCUGGGACAAUCGAUUGAGAUUUGUUUUCUUCCACAAUUAUGGGAUGACCCCAGGAUGGAUGAGUUAAAUAAGGCAGUACCUGACGCAGAAUAAUCUUUAGCUGAAAAUACUUCCCCUAUGGACAUACCUACCCCUAAGUAAAAUUUUAAAUGGGUUUUUCACCUUAAAAUUAACUGUUAGGGGCAGAUUUAUCAAGGGCCAAAUUUUGA